This is a messenger RNA of Polistes canadensis, 2636 nucleotides long. RefSeq names its product nischarin. The coding region runs from base 435 to 1841 and encodes 468 amino acids. Gene Ontology annotation, molecular function: protein kinase binding; phosphatidylinositol binding; integrin binding. Gene Ontology annotation, cellular component: cytoplasm. The transcript is spliced from 3 exons. The record is from RefSeq and is a predicted model, not a curated record. Lineage: Eukaryota; Metazoa; Arthropoda; Insecta; Hymenoptera; Vespidae.
CAAUAUACAUUUAAAAACAAACAACAAUUAGAAAUCUAAUAUAGAUAUUUUCUUUUAAUUAAUCAUUAAUUAAUGGUGUUAGAGAAAAUGCAGUAUACAUGUUAUAAAAGAUUUUGAAUUUUGUUGCCAUGAUGACGUAAUUGAUGAAAGUAAUAGUAGGGUGUAUUUCACAGAACUGUCAAAAAUGAAUUGAACGCUAAACUGCAAAACGAAAGUGGAGAGGAGAAUUUAUCGUAAAAAGGCGUGUGUGUUUGAUAAAUAAGAUGCAAGUAAAAUGGCCUAUAGAUACGUAAAGUGUAUCUUAUUCGAAUAAAUGGAAAUAGCGUGUUUGAUAUCGAAGUGAUUUCAAGUCCGGCCGAGUGAGAUAACCUCUCAAUCAAAUCAACUUAAACGUCAUUUCUCGAACAAGAACUUUGUCCAAUUCGUCAAAUGUAAUGGCGUGUCUCCUUUUGAAUCAGGAAAAUGUUAAUAUUAAAAUACCAUCGGUUGACACCUUGGAUGGUAUCACUUAUUACUGCAUCGAGGUUAAGGUAGUUUCCGUCAAGUGGACUGUGAAACACAGGUACAACGACUUUGUGGAGCUUCAUGAGAAAUUGGUUAUGGAGCACUGCGUGGAAAAGGAUAUCUUACCACCGAAAAAACUAAUCGGUAAUAAAUGCGAAGCCUUUGUGGAGAAGCGCAGGGUCAGUUUGGAAAAAUACUUGAACGCAGUGUACAAUUAUUUGAAGAAAGCUAUGCCCAGGGAAUUGGCCGUCUUCUUGGAUCUACACAUCUAUGAUAUAUUCUUUUUAUUACAAAGUAUGGCAAUGGAAUUGUUCACCGAAGGCUGUAACUUGUUAGAGAAUUCUAAAAGUUACAAAUUUAAUCCAGUAGAAUUAUAUGCGAUCAGCGAAAGAUUAAAACAUCCGUGUCCUAUCAUGGAGGUCGUAGAUAAGAAGUAUGACUUUAGUCACGUUUUGGAUUUUAAUAGUCAUUUGAGUAAUUUGACAAUCUUAGGUAGUACCGAGCCGUAUAAAAAUAGCAACAUUUAUUCCUCCUCUUUAUCCAUUGAAUUGUCGAGUUUUAAAAAUAUCGAAGAAUUAACGAUAGACCGAUAUCCCGUCGAUAAGAUCUAUAAUAUGGGAAACGUUCGAGAUACCGUUAAAGUUCUCAGAGUUACGAACACGAAGCUAAGAAAUAUCGUCGAGCUUGCAAUGUGCGAGGAAGUUCACAAACAUAUAAACAACGCGAAUGAUUCUCACGUGUGGUUAAAGGUAACUCACUUAGAUCUAAGUGACAAUCGAAUAGAAGUCAUAGACGAAGCUAUCAAACUGAUGCCACACAUAGAAGUUCUCGUUUUAAAUAAUAAUCUUUUAUCUGAGAUAUCCAACGUUACGUUAUUACCAAGAUUGUCUCAGAUCUAUCUAGCGUCGAAUAACUUUACUACCUUGCCCGAUGAUUUGCAUACUAAACUAGGUUACAUAGUCUACAUAGAUUUGUCGCAAAAUAAAUUAACCUCGUUGGCUAGUUUCUCCAAGUUGUACUCUUUGGAAGGUCUCGAUGUCAGUUGCAAUCGUAUAGAAAAAAUCGAAGAGGUUAAAAAUAUCGGUCACUUGCCUUGUCUCGAAGACUUGAGAUUGACUGGGAAUCCUGUAUCGACUAUAGUAGAUUACCGAGUCAAAGUCUUGGAGCCCUUUGGAAAGAGAGCUGUUGAUAUUUGUCUCGACAAUGAAAAACCUAAUCAAAAAGAGUUGGAUACCGUAUCGGUGCAUCAAGCUUUACGCAUUGCUAGGGAAGGAAAAUCUCCAACCUUCACGGCGGCUGAUGCACCAUUAUUUUCUGCAGAGAUACCGGGUCUAUGAAAUCAAGACAUUUCUACAUUUCUAUACACUAUUUAUCAAGAGAAACUAAUUGACCCGACUAGGAUCCGACAUUUAUUUUUUAUUUUACUUAACUAAAUUUCUUUAAACAUUCGACGAUUGUCGAUUUUAAUCAAGAAUUUAAUUUAAUGAUUUUUUUAUUAUAUGUUAUUUUAUUGUGUCUAGACGUAAAAAAAUAUCUUGUAGACAACUAUGCCAAAAAGUAAAAGAGAAAGAGAGGUCUGUAUCAAACCAAAAUUCUCUAUUUUCUAAUCAAAAUAAAUAGAUAAAGAAGAAAAGCACUGCGAGAAAAAAAGUCAAUUCGAAUCGUCUGUAAGCUUUAGAAAUAACCGGAAUGGAGUAAAUCAAAUAAAUAGGAUAGGCGUAAAAAACGUAUCUCUUAUCAUUCGUAUCGUAAUACUCGCGAAAUAAUAAAUGGUAGUAUAAGUUAUUGAAGAAAACGUGUCUAGCUAAUUUUAUCGAUGAUCAAACGCUACUAUCUUCGUUUCUUCAAUAUGUUCUACUGGACAUUAUCAAUCAUUAUCACGUUGUUUAAUAUUGUUCUUUUUUACGAUGUAAAUUAGUAUGUAUUUCUUAAGGUGUUAUUUAAAAGAAAAAAAGAAAAGAAAAGAAAAAGGAAGAAAAGUAAAAGGGACAGUGUAAGAAUUAUCUAAGGAUGGUACGAUGGUACUAAGAAUAUAAUUAUAUUCGCAUAUACAAAUACUCUCUGUACAAAGCGACAGAAUAUUUUUUGUUAAAUAAAAGAUGUUGAAAAAAAAUAAAAGAAGAAGAAGAAGA